AUGGAAGCAACAAAAUCAAGAACACUAGAGGUGACGGUUUUAUCAGCGGAGGAUCUCCGCGUUAACGGAAAGCUGCCGACGAAGAACGUGUACGUGGUGGUUCGCGCGGAGUCCAUAACGAGCCACACGACGGCGAUGAAGGCUGAUUGCGGCGGCGGAUUCCAUUCAUGGAACGAGAAGUUCUUGGUGAACUUGGCCACGCAUGCAAGGUCAAUAACGUUCGAGGUGAAGUGCAAAACUCAAAUGGGAGUAAUCAAAGACGUUGGUGUGGCGAGAAUUGCGCUUUCGGAUUUCCUAGGUGGUUUCGUGCCUGAUAAUUGCUUACAGUUCUUGAGUUAUAGGUUGAGGGACUUUGAUGGCCUGAGAAAUGGGAUCAUCAAUUUCUCUGUCAGGGUGGUGGCGCCGCCCGCACCCGAGAAGAUUAUCUGUGGUUCUUGUGGGUUGAAGACCGGUGUCAAUGAUUCUUCCAAUGGAGUUGUUACUGGCAUUCCCAUUGGGUGGAACAACCGUACCAACAAUGAAACAGAUAUCUUGGCCUACUCUAUUUACCAGAAAGAGGAUGCUGCGGCAAAAGAGGAAGAAUUAAAAACUUUUGAAAGUGCUAGUGAACUAUCUCUAACGACAUUUACAUCGCUUCUGAUUGAAUUUGUGGCAAGGCUUCAAAACCUAGUGGAUUCAUUUGAAGAAUUAGGUGAAAAAGCAAACUUAUGGAUCCUCUCGAGCAACAAGCACCAGUAA
Messenger RNA from Gastrolobium bilobum, 738 nucleotides. RefSeq names its product BON1-associated protein 2-like. The transcript is spliced from 2 exons. Gene Ontology annotation, biological process: defense response; malate transport. The record is from RefSeq and is a predicted model, not a curated record. Lineage: Eukaryota; Viridiplantae; Streptophyta; Magnoliopsida; Fabales; Fabaceae. The coding region runs from base 1 to 738 and encodes 245 amino acids.